Molecule: messenger RNA, 858 nt
Organism: Sorex fumeus (smoky shrew)
Lineage: Eukaryota; Metazoa; Chordata; Mammalia; Eulipotyphla; Soricidae
Product: sulfotransferase 2A1-like
Exons: 6
Coding region: 1-858 (285 amino acids)
Biological process (GO): sulfation
Cellular component (GO): cytoplasm
Molecular function (GO): sulfotransferase activity
Source: RefSeq, a predicted model, not a curated record
AUGUCUGUUGAGAAAAGGAUUAAUGGUGUACUUUUUCCGACCGUGAUUUUCACACCUGCUUUCAUGACAGAAGAGUGGCAUAAUUUUUUGUUUAAGGAUGAAGAUGUCUUGCUGCUAACCUACCCUAAAUCAGGAACAAACUGGAUGAUAGAGAUUCUUUCCCUGAUUCGUUCCAAAGGCGACCCCAAGUGGAUUCAAUCUGUGCCAAUCUGGGACCGUUCCCCCUGGAUAGAGACAAAAAAAGGAUUUGAGGUAUUAAAGGAUCAGAAAGGUCCACGAUUUAUGACUUCCCACCUUCCAAUUCAAUUUAUGCCCAAGUCAUUCUCCAAUGCCAAAGUGAAGGUAAUUUAUGUCAUUAGAAAUCCCAGAGAUGUUCUUGUGUCUGGACAUUUGUUCUGGAAAGGCUUAAAAUAUGUUCAAGAAGCAGAAUCAAUGGAACAAUAUUUUGAUUGGUUCCUUCAAGGAAAUGUGCCCUAUGGAUCGUGGUUCGAUCAUAUCCAUGGCUGGAUGCCCAGGAGAGACCAGGAGAACUUCCUGCUGCUGAGUUAUGAAGAGCUGAAAAGGGACACAAGAAACAGUGUGCAGAAGAUCUGCCGAUUUCUGGGCAUGGAAUUAGGCCCAGAAGCCCUGGAUUCAGUCCUCGAGAAUUCUUCCUUCCAGGCUAUGAAAGACAACAAGAUGUCCAAUUAUUCUCUGGUGGAUGGUGUUGCUAUUGAUCUAAAGACAUCAACCAUGAUGAGGAAAGGUGUAUAUGGAGACUGGAAAAAUCACUUCACAGUUGCGCAAGCAGAAAUCUUUGAUGAAAUAUACCAGGAGAAGAUGAAAGAUCUUCCUCCAGAGCUAUUCACAUGGGAAUAA